Messenger RNA from Acanthaster planci (crown-of-thorns starfish), 3740 nucleotides. RefSeq names its product potassium channel subfamily K member 18-like. Gene Ontology annotation, biological process: stabilization of membrane potential; potassium ion transmembrane transport. Gene Ontology annotation, molecular function: potassium ion leak channel activity; outward rectifier potassium channel activity. Lineage: Eukaryota; Metazoa; Echinodermata; Asteroidea; Valvatida; Acanthasteridae. The record is from RefSeq and is a predicted model, not a curated record. Gene Ontology annotation, cellular component: plasma membrane.
GCCGUGAUGUAGUCCAAUGAACCAUACCUGGUACAACGAUUGCUCUGGUUGGUAUUUCAUCACCGUCGAUGGGUGGAGCUUCUCCCGUAGAAAGCUCUCGGCCUCUGGUAUACAUGAUCUCAUCGUGUGACCACAUCCUCCUGGAACGACCCCAAUGUAUAUAUACUAACACAGUCUGAGGACCUACGAGACGACUUCAGCUGCGACGAGGUUCGAGGGUGAUGAAUCAAUGUCACAUUUCUGCCAUUUCUCUGUCCUCUUAAUCCGGCUUCAGCGAAGACCUGAAUUAUACGUUCUGGCGAAUUCGGUCCACGAAGGUGCAUCGGAGGUUGUACUUGGACAAGUUGUUUACAGUUGUUUUGCUGGCGCAGUUUAUCUGAUGACAACUUGUGCUAACAUUGUCCAAGUGAACAAGUCUCCUUAGGGAUGAAUCUCCAAGUUGUGAUAUCUUGCGGAAGAAUAAAUCUUAUCACGUGCAUCGUAAAAUUCGGAAGUGGAUGAACUUGAAAACCAAAAAAGAUGACUGCUACACCCUGCAGCUUCCAAAUUGCAUAGCAGAAGUCAAGAAACUUAUAUUAGUUGUGCGUGAAGGUACACUAUCAGACAAGAAAUCGGGAGGUUGUACGUUUUUCGGUCCUUAAUGUUUUUGUCCUAUGGUAAUGCCAGAUAGGUGGCCUUCAAUUAUCGGUUGCACUGUCAAAAGAUAGUCACAUACCAGCUUUGCUGCAUCAACUGUGGCGGGACAAUUUGAAUCUCAAACUACACGUUUCUGCGUCUGGGACUGAAUAACUCUGAAACAAAGCUUUCCAAACCGGUAAUAGACUCAGAAACAGAACUUGGAAAUGGCCGAGGUUGGAGAGAGGGAAUCGGAGGAGGACCAAGACCAUCGAAUCGUAAUGGAAGAGCACUAUGAUGAAGGACCUGACUAUUGUAAAUUGGUGCAGCAUUACACGAUCACCUACGUUGCUCUGUUCAUAUGUCUCGUCGUUUACGUCUGCAUAGGAGCAGGGGUGUUUCAGGCACUGGAAUACCCGAAAGAGAAAGAAAUCUACCAAGCAGAGUACGAGAAGUACCUUGGUCGGAGGGAGGACUUCUUAGGGCAGAUGUGGAACAUAACCGAGUUUUACGGAGAUAACAAGGAGGAGUGGCUUGACCAGGCAAUUAGAAGUCUCAAUCGACUCGAGAAGAGAACAGGGACCUUCGUGAUACCACCACGAAAGAGGAAGAUCAAGUGGACUUUCGUUGGAGCUCUAUUUUUCUCGUGUACAGUGAUUAGCACCAUAGGGUACGGCAACAUAGCUCCCGUGACGAUUGGUGGUCGGGUUUUCUGCAUGAUCUACGCUGUGUUUGGCAUCGCUAUGCUUCUCUUGGUUCUGGCCAGCAUUGGCUCACUCUUUGCACGUGGAGCCACACUGACGUAUCGCCUCCUUCACAUGAACAUUGCAAUGGCUAAGGGCGCUCCUCCUCCAAAGAAGAAAAAAAAGCUGCGUGCGGUUCGUGUCCCGGCACCAGCAGAAGGCGGUACAGAAGGGGUACAGAUGACAGACAAACAGACCAAUGGGUCAACGGAACAGCCACCAAGCAUGGAUGACGUCAUCAAAGAAAUUUGGAGCCAAGAGCCCGGAAUUGACCAAGGCGAUAUGCCGCCCAUGCAUGUUAUGACUCUCAAAGGUAAAUCCGAGGACGGGGCUGGCCCCGCCCAAAGAGACAACGCGGGUACCAGUAAUGACGACGAAGAAGAGAACGAUCAAGUGGAUAUACCACUGUCUAUCGUUCUAAUAUUUGCUUUGAUGUACGUGUGCAUGCUGGCUGGACUACUUUGUCUGUGGGAAAACCAGUGGAACUACUUCGAUGCUUUCUACUUCUCCUUCAUUACCUUGACAACCAUUGGAUUCGGUGACCUGGUACCCGAACAUCAGAAGAACCUUUUGGGUUGCACUUUUUUCAUUCUACUCGGCAUGGCCAUUAUGUCCAUGUGCAUUGCGCUUGCGCAGGAGAUCAUCACCAAGAAAGUUGCGUGGAUCAGUGAAAAAGUGGGCGUGGCUUUGAUAAAGGCAAAACCCACGUAGCAUACGAAAUGAAAGGAAACUUUACUUACUUUCGCGUUUUGCACAAUUACCGCGAUAACUUAAAGUUUUCAAUAUUAAGUUCAAAAGGUUGUCUGAGCUCAAAGGCCAAGUAUAAUAUUCUAAACCAUGAUUUUACGGCCUUUGAAUAAUCGCAACUGUUGAAAAAAGUGCACGUCAUCGUAUUGCAGUAAAUGACAACAGGUGUUCAUGCACAUAACAAAUACAUUUUUCCUUGAUUGAAUUCAAAGGUUUAUAAGUUUCUAAAGCUGCUAAAGAUUUGUUGCAAUGGCUCAUUGUUUAGUUGUACCUAGAUAUAAGCAAAAGUAUUUUGACGGGGUCACAUUUAGUACACCAUAAAUAAGACAAAAGUAUUUGAAUGUUUCCCAAAGUGCCACAAGUUAACGUACACGCAUAUUCAAUGCACUUCUUGUUCACAUAGGUUAAUUUACAAAAGAAAGUCAACUGGGAAAGGAGAGAUUAUAGUGCCAUUGGGGAUAAAAGGGGGGGGGGUUGACUUGCCUGGCCAUGAACAUUUGAAAGGCGGGGGGUUCACCAUGACCCUAUACAUGUAUAGGGGUCAAUGUUCAUAUUGAUGCACAUGUGUAAUAUGUAUUUAGAAUGUCAUAUUUAUUACUUUUAAAAUAAUAUUUCCCCUUUUUUGAGUGAUAUUGAAUGCAUUAGUCCUUGGAAGUCCGAAAAAUUCUUCACAAUCCGUAAUAAUUCGUGUGCUCACUACAAAAAAGUGUUUGUGUGUGUGGAUGGGGGGGUGAUUUAAUAGCACCCCCCCAAAAAAAGGUGAAAGGAUAUACACCCCCAACCCCCGGGAUUUACGCCCAUGAAUUGAAUAUGCAUCUCUGUUGUUUCCCGUGUUUAACAUGCAUAAUAUUUCAAGUCAUAACAUUCUGAAUCAGUGGUGAAGUCUGGAGUAUUGCUUUACGAAGACCCUGGAUGCCAUCUUGCCUCUUGUGCGACCAUUGAAUUUGUCCUCGUUUUGUCACAAGGCGUCCUCUGUUGAUCACAAGCGUAGUUCAGUCAUCUAAUAUCAAAUAAAAUAGAAAUUCUGUUUAUGGGUAUCAUAUAGAAACACCCUCAAGCAAACCAGUGAUUGCCGACACAUAUAAACCUGUCUAGCCUUAAAAGAGAAAUUGUGCUGUCUUAUAUUUUUGGAAUAUGGAUCUUUUGGCAUUGAAACUGGUAUUGAAGCAUUCAUAUAAUGUAGUUCGUUUCGGCAAGAUUUGACGAAAAACCUUCAAAAUUAAAAAUAGGUCAUGAAUAAUUAUGUAGCCUGUAAAUAAUUGACUUGCACAUCGAUUUAUGAGUGUCCAGAUAAUAAUUGCACUGCCGUUGCUUCUCGGAUUGUUGAAUGUUUAAAAAAAACACGUACAUAAAAUCAAUGGAAUAGAAAGAUAAUUGUAAAGUUUCGCUGUGAAAAGAGCCUCUGUAUCUGUAAUUAAAAUGUUUCAAAGCAAAUAUCGAAAUGGCAAUACUUGGGUCAAUGCAUGCAGUCGUAUAUACAUGUAUCUGAGAAUUUAUAGAAUUCUUUCCAGGAAAUUGGCGCGAAGACAGCAACGCAUUUUCUGUAAGCCAUAACAUCCGGUUCCAUGAGCGUACAUUUUCAUUUUGUAUCAUGUGUAAUACUUAAAAAUAAAAGGAAAAUAUUUAUAACUUAAA